Molecule: messenger RNA, 681 nt
Organism: Eruca vesicaria subsp. sativa (arugula)
Lineage: Eukaryota; Viridiplantae; Streptophyta; Magnoliopsida; Brassicales; Brassicaceae
Source: the annotation of a GenBank genome assembly
AUGGAGAAGGAUAAUAGCAAUAAGAAGAGUCUCUCUGAACAGCUCAAGUACACGAAUGCCCCCGUCUUCUCCACCGCCAUUUUCGCCUUCAUAAUGCUGCUUGUUGUGGUGGGAACAAUGCUCUCAAACAUGUCUCUAGAGUCAACUUUCUUCUGGACAACACCGACCUCUGAGGUAAUCACAAUGGAGAGAAAGCCAUUGGCUCCUCCUAAGAACAGUUCAAGCAGAUACAGGAUGGCUUGGCUUCGUUCUCACCUCUCAGAGUUCGAGGUUUUCAAGUCAACUAACCUCUCGGAGCAGUUUCAUCAAAGGGUUCUUGACUCUUUAAAUGAUGAAUGCGAGGUUAGAUUCUUCAUGACAUGGUUCUCACCAGCAGAUUAUUUCGGAAAGAGAGAGUUUCUAGCUGUAGAAAGCGUCUUUAAAACCCAUCCUCAAGGCUGCUUGAUGAUUGUAUCAGGAUCCAUGGACUCUCCACAAGGAAGUACCAUCCUUAAACCGCUACUUGAUCUUGGGUACAAGGUGUUUGCAUCCACACCAGACAUUUCAUCCCUUCUUGAGAACACACCAGCCAAAACUUGGUUUCAAGAAAUGAAAAGCUGCAAAAGAGAUCCAGGAAGGAUACCGUUAUCUCAGAACCUUUCAAACCUCGCAAGGCUAGCGAUUCUAUACAAGUACGGAGGU